Messenger RNA from Cryptosporidium ubiquitum, 1371 nucleotides. RefSeq lists its product as uncharacterized. Bases 1 to 1371 code for a protein of 456 amino acids. The transcript is spliced from 6 exons. Gene Ontology annotation, cellular component: TRAPP complex; cytoplasm; nucleus. The record is from RefSeq and is a predicted model, not a curated record. NCBI's taxonomy places the organism in Eukaryota, Apicomplexa, Conoidasida, Eucoccidiorida, Cryptosporidiidae. Gene Ontology annotation, biological process: endoplasmic reticulum to Golgi vesicle-mediated transport.
AUGACAAAGUUGAAAAAGUUUUUAGCCAAAUGUUUGAGCUUGAUAUCUAUACUUUUACUAGGUUAUUUAUAUAAUGUUGAAUCUCAAAUUUAUGGUUCAGCUAAGGAUGUGCUUGGACAAAUAAACUCGAGGGAAUAUCCAAAUUUCUCGGAUCUUACAAACUACCCCUAUUAUUUGCCAGAAAAGGCAGUUAUUGGCUAUGACUCUCCAUCUUUAAAGGAAAAUAUAUACAAAGUGGAGGAGUAUAAUAAGAGAGACAUAGAUGCUAGUUAUUAUAAAGAGUUCCAAAGGCAGAAAGAAGAGUUUAGCGAAAUAGAAAAGAAAAGAAGAAGAAAUCAAGAAGCUUAUAAAGGAUUUAUUAAACCACCAAAACAAAACCACAAAUCCAGGAAAGAUAAUGUAAACAAAAUGAUUGUCAAGAAGAUGCUUGAGGACGAAAGGAUGUAUUCUAAUAGUACAAGAGUUGACAUUAAUCACGAAUGUAUGUUUAUUAUAAGUUAUUUUAUUGUUCAAAAUAUUAUUAAAAAUGAAAAUUUAGUGAUUAGAAAAAUUGAGUCACCCAUUGAAGCAGAAAAAAUGGGAAUAUACCCAGUUAUAGAUGAAUUAGACUAUGUUGAUAGAAAAGUUUAUAAAUACCACCUAAGAAACAAUAAUGGCAAAAGAAUUCAUUACAAAACUUCAGAUGCAAACCACUUGGCAUACUUUUAUGAUGUGAAUGCUAAUUGUUAUUGGUUUAGGUCCAGUAUAGAUCCAGAAUGCCUCACUUAUGAGGAAAUAUACUCAAAAACUAGGGUGGACCCUACAUUGAACGUUGCAUUUGAUAGUUCUUCUUAUCAAAGACUACCACAGGAGUAUGGAAAAGACCAAGAAUGUGUUGCUACAUAUAAAGACCCAAUAACUAGAAGAAGAAUUUGUAUUAGAGAAGGCAAUAAAUUUGUGGUUAUGAUACAAACAAAUCAAGAUUGUUUGAUAUUCACAAUAGUGGGAAGAAAUGAUUCCCCUCUGUAUGAGGUAGAUUUGUCGAACAAUACUGGGAAAAUAGGGUCCAACGGCUGUGCUGAUGAGUUAUUACUCCAUGCUUCAUUGGACGCAUUGGACGAAAAUACUUGGAGGAAUUCAGCAUUGUAUAUGAGAACAAUUUAUAAGCUAGGCGAUACUCAAAUUUCUGCAUUUGUAACACCAGGACACGCAAAGUUUUUACUCUUACAUCACGGUAAGAGCAGUGAGAAUAUAAGACAGUUCUUUAAUGAAGUUAGGGAUUUGUAUGUAAAAAUUUUAAUGAAUCCCUUCCAGGAGGCGAAUCAGCCAAUUCUAACACCUUCCUUCGAUGUGAGAGUUAGACAAGCAGCAAGAAGGUUGCUUUUACAAUAA